ACGCCCCGAGAGAAUGCACUUGUUUGUUGGUUUUGAGUUCGGUCUUGAAAAAAAUAGUUGUUGGGAGUGGUUGAUGUGAUUCUAAUUUGUGGGAGAAAGAAUUCGUGCCAGCAAUGGCUACGACACGGUCAAAAGGCCAGAAAUCCCAGGGUGCCUACCCAUCGUUGGCGGGGAAAGUAGAAACGAGUGAGCUUCUCCGACGCUUGAAGGCGUGCGGCCAGUCUUUGACGAAGACUGACCAAGAUCAGGACAAAGCGGAUCGUCGUGGCUCGGAGCUGGAGCGUGUUGCACGAGAGCUCGUGUCACCGCAGAUCCUCCAGCAUGCCGACCGUACUGUACGCCUGGUGGCGGCGUGUUGCCUCUCCGACGUGCUGAGAAUUUUUGCUCCAGAGCCACCAUACACGGCAACUGAAAAGCAGGAAGUACUGGAGCUGUUUGUCAAGUCCUUGCACGUCCUUGCCAACCGCGAGGCGAAGGACUUCAGUCGCGCCUAUUACCUGUUGGAGAACAUAUCCAUUGUGAAGUUGUUCUUGCUGUGUAUGGAAUUGGACGAUGCCGACGACCUCAUCUCCAGUGUCUUUCGGCUAUUCUUUGAAAUCGUUGAUGAGAACCAUUCCAUAAAGAUCCGCACCUACUUCCUGGACAUCCUCAGUGGAUUCAUUGUCGAGCAGGAGACCAUGCCUCAGCCCGUCCUGGACUCCAUUCUGAUGCAGCUGACAGAGGAGAUGCAAGUCAGCCCUGCUGCAGGAGCGCUGUCUAGAGAGCUGCUACAGAAGUGCUCCUCUUGCUUGGAGCCAUAUAUUCAGCAGUAUUUUAACCGGGCACUCCUAGUUGGCAAGAGCAGCGAGAGCGACCUGGGAGACUCUAACAUGUACGAGCUCAUCUUUGAGCUGAACCAGGCGGCACCCAGCGUUCUACUGUCUGUGCUUCCGCAGUUGGAGUUCAAACUGAAGAGCACGGAUAAGGAAGAGCGCGAAGAGGUAGCUCGGCUGCUGGCACGUAUGUUUGCAAGUCCAGACAGCUCGCUGGCGGAGGAGAACGGACCGCUCUGGCGCUGUUGGCUUGGCCGGUUCCGCGAUAUUGUACCCGCAAUCCGCUGCAUUUGCGUUCAGUUCAGCAAGUACUUCCUUGUCUACCAUCCGUCACUGGCGCACGAGACUGAAGCUGCGCUGGAGAAGGCUGCGUUUGACCCGGAUGAAAGCGUGCGGAGCACCGUUGUCGUGACACUGCAGGAGACCGCUCUCCAGGACAUCAACUGCAUGACGGACAAGCUGUGGGCACUCCUCCAGAAGAGACUACUCGACAAGAAGGUGACCGUGCGCUUGGACACCAUGACCACCCUGGCCAAUAUCUACCACACCGUGCAUUUGCGCUGCUUGAACAAGAGCGGCGACCGGGCGGACAAGCAGCUCCUCAAGCGCCUGGCCUGGAUUCCAAACAAGAUCUUUCAGCUCUACUACCAGCCGACCGCCGAGGAUAGUCUUGGUGUGGAGCGUAGCCUGCACAUGCAUCUUGUGCCGGUCACAGCGAGUGAUGAACAGCGCCUUCAGUUGCUGCUCAACAUCUACACUAUCCUAGACGAUAUUGCCAUGCGUGCCUUCAAUGAGAUGGUGAAGAAACGUGAAACCGUACGACGAGGACUAGUGGAUCUGCUGGCGGCGUAUAAGGCUGCCGAUAAGCCACGCUGUGCUGCACAAUGCAUACACUUAGCUAAGAAUCUACCUGAUACCAGCAAGGCACACGAUCACUUGAAGCAAUUUGUUGGCAUGCUGAAGAACCGCAAUCUCUACGACGGCCUCGUCAACUGUACGAACAUGGAGAAAGGAUGCGAGUCUGUUCGCAAGGCAGUGCUCGGUGUGUCCAAGGAAGUGCAGGAAAUCAAUGUGAAGGCAGUCAUAGUACCAACGCUGAAAGCACUAUUGGAUCGUGCCGCUCCUCUGCUGGUGGACUCCGGUUUCGUGUCUCUCCUGCUGCGGCGGGUUGCAAGUGACGUUGACUUUGCCAUGAAUGACGACAGCGACUCCGACAGCAGCGAGGACAGUGAUGAGGAGAGUGACAAUGGUGGCGCUGGCAGGGGAGGCAUGGCUCGCCGUCGCGGUGCACCACAGCGGCGCAGUAAGCGCAAAGACUCGGCUCAAAGUGGACAGCUGCCGUUGGCUUGCAAACGGGGACUCCAGCUGGUCAUGGCAUUCUCCGUCCAGUACCCGGUGCUGUUUCAAAUGCAGGAGGUUUAUGAGCAGCUCCUGUCGUUUCUGAAGCAUGACUCGCCAUUUGUUGUUGAGUCUGCAUUAUUCAUUCUGAUGAGCGUCGGUGGUGACGUGGAGAAAGCCUACCCAAGCAUCGCAUCAUGCCUUGGUCCGAUCUUGAAGCAGCUGGCAAUCAAAGGCACUCCCAGGCAGGCAAAGUUCUCGCUCCGCUGCCUGCAGAAACUCCUCAGCAAUUCCAGCGCGCUGAUAGAUCAGGUGUUACAGAAUUAUGUGAAGGACCUGAGUUACGACAAGGACAAUCUGCUGACAGUAAUCACUGGCCUGGGCCAUGUCGCCCUGCUGGCCCCUACCUUGUUUGCUCCGCACCAGAAGACUGUCAUUCGCAACUUCCUUGUCAAGCAUCUCCUGGUCAAAGACAGAGAAGGCAGGGGCUUCAGAGAAAAGGACCCGGAGUGGUCCGACGACAACCGUGUAUCCAGAGAAACCUUCCUCAAGAUAUCAUCCCUGAAGUUACUCGUACGUUGGCUAUCCGCAUUGCCAGCAGAGGAGGAAGCAUCAUCAAGUGCCCCCGUCCUGAGAUUGCUGCACUGCAUGCUACAGAAUGAGGGUGAUCUCAACGCACACGGAAAGACAGUGGCUUGGGAGAAGUCUCGGUUACGCCUAUGUGCCGCCUGCUGUCUGCUCAAAGUAGCCUCAAUGGAGCGAUUUUGUACGCAAGUGGAUUCUGACAUGUUCCUUGACCUUUCACUCAUGGUCCAGGAUUCUUGCCUGCAAGUUCGGACUUCUUUCACUAACAAGCUACAGAAAUGGUUAUCACGAAUGGUUCUUCCCGUCUCCUAUCUCAGCAUGCUGGCUCUUGCUGCACCAGACCCGGUCAAGGAUCAAAAGAACCGGAUGAGACACAGCCUGAAUCAGAGCAUAGCGUCACGCAGAGAUCUUGUCAAAACCAACACAUCACUGGCUGACAAAGUUGAAGUCAUCUUGCCGGAGUACGCUGUUCCGUUUCUCAUCCACUUACUUGCUCAUCAUCCCGACUUACAGGAGCAAACUCAGGAUUGCUUGGCUCAACUAAAGGACUAUCUCUGGUUCUUUUUGGAACCGCCAAUGCUACGCGGCGAUACGUAUGGCUUCUUGAAGAAGAUGAUCGAGACCAUUAAGCAGACUAAGGAUGUCUCAGCACCGACUGAUCCUGCGGAGAACGAAGCAGCGCAGAAGCGUCUGUAUGUGGUGUGCGACAUUGCGCUGGGUUUGAUGGCGAACCGGGUGACUCACUUCACGUCUGAGCCGUUCCCCGGUCGCAUUGUCAUUCCACGGCGGAUCUUUGAAGGCGUAGCGAAAGAUGCACCGCUGAAUACCAACAAGUAUUUGCCGCCAGCGUUCUCCUUCUCACCCGUCGGAAAGAAGAAGCUUAUGGACACGGGGGCGUCGUCUGUUUCCAAAGCAACCACAGGCAGCGUGUCAACAAAGGAAACAACAAAAACCGAGAAAACUGUGUCCAAGUCCCGAACUGCUCCAGCUCUACCUGCAAGCUCGCGGCCGUCGCGAUCGGCCAAAUCCGCAGCCACCAUGCAGCUCCUGUCGGCUGCCGACCGGGACUCUAGCGAUGACAAUGAUGAUGAGGACGACGAGGAGGAAGACGACAGCGGCAACGAGAGUGAAGGCGACGAGGCCAUGGAGCUGGUGGACAGCAAGGAUGUAUUCUCAUCGUCCGCCGAGCCGUCGUCGGAGUCCCAGGACACGCGCUCACCAGAGCGCGAGGAGAGUGCACCGGCCAAGGGUGGCCGUUCCCGGGCGCUGAAGCAGACCACACUGACCGGGUCAGUUGUUACCGGCAGCAGUCGGCGCGGUGGUGGUGCACGCUCCCAGCAACGCCAGGACAGCAGUGAGAAUCGUAUUCGCUCACCCACCAAGCCAACAUCAAGACGGGGCAGAUCACCAACGAGGACACCGGCCAAGGCAGCAGCGUCACUAGCAUCGGGAACAGCGGCAAAGGUCUCCACUCCGGUUACGAUAAGCCCAGUGGCAUCGGAAAACGCUGCAACGAUGGCCAAGCUCAAUUCCUCGUUGGGCACUAGCGCCGCCGAGGAGAAGACCAAGUCACCGAAGAAGAGCACCAAGGCGGCUCCUGCUGGUGCUAAGAGGUCACUGGCAGCAGAGUUGAAAGUCACGGCCACCGACAGAGAUGAGGAAGAGGACGCCACCACGUCCACGCGUAAGAAAGCACACAAAGCAGCCCCGGCGUCGCCUGGGAAGCGAAAACGCGGCACCAACAUGUCUGAGCUGGCAUCAGUCGAAGAGAAUGAUGAUGAUGACGACGAGGAUAUGGAGGACGGAACGGAUGGCGCUGCGCCAGCCGAGACCAAAUCUGCCAGCUCACCACAAGCCAAACGUGCCCGGGCAGCGCCAAAGAAGACCACGUCAGCAGCAGCAGCAGCAACGAGCGGUGGAUCAGAAGAUUCUGGUGUCCGAGUGCCAAAUGUGAAACGUGCGUCCACUCGCAGAAGAUAGCCUGGGACCUUGGUGUCCGCGUUACUGUUGCCGCUGGCUGGCCGGUAUUUGUACAGUGUGUGCGUGUACGAGUGUUGUCAUGGGCACAUACGCACGCACACACACAUGCACACACAUACACACACGCACGGAGUGGCGUCCCUCCUCUCCCCCCCCCCCCCCUUACUCCCUGCAUGCACAGAAUACUGCUCACCUUAUCCCAUGCACAGAAUAAAUAUCCAAAGAAACCUUAGUCCAAAUCCUUUAGUCCAGUCAUGAAUACUGAACCAUACUGGUGUCUGUAGAACAUGAUACUGCUUUCUUUGCAUGCCUCACUAGCAGAUCCUUACGAAAACUACAGUGUUGCCUUUGCAUGAAAAACACUGGAAGCGCUUUUUUGACUUAGCAUUUGCAUCACACCGUGUUGGUGUCGCUGCGCCAUCUCUAGCUUUUAUUAUUACUAAUUUUUUUGGGGUGUAUCGCACCUGUACGAAGUGUAUGUGCGCGGGGUUGGCUCCCGGGCAAAUUUUCUUGAGUUUCUUGAUGUGAUAACUUUACGUGGAGUCUCGCUGGCCCUGGUGGGCGGCCGUUAGUGUGCUGUUCGUCGUCGUCAGCUUGUCUGGUUUCUUUUCUUCCUUUUUGUUUUCGCCUAGACUUGUGUAUACUGCACAGUCAUAGCAUUUUUAGACCAUAACUGUGUGUGUAUGUUUGCCAUUCAAUCAUGUGCUCUUUGUGCAUGCUCUCUACGCGUGUAGGUGUCACUACACAUUAUCUAGCUUUCCCCCACUAUGUUUUAGUAGCUAUAUAUAUGCAUGACGUUAAUUUUUUCUCAUCGGUUUCCCUGACGACAAGUUUGUUGUAUCAA
This is a messenger RNA of Sycon ciliatum, 5559 nucleotides long. RefSeq names its product sister chromatid cohesion protein PDS5 homolog A-like. Gene Ontology annotation, cellular component: nucleus; chromatin. NCBI's taxonomy places the organism in Eukaryota, Metazoa, Porifera, Calcarea, Leucosolenida, Sycettidae. The coding region runs from base 114 to 4715 and encodes 1533 amino acids. The record is from RefSeq and is a predicted model, not a curated record. Gene Ontology annotation, biological process: DNA repair; mitotic sister chromatid cohesion. The transcript is spliced from 40 exons.